GCAGGCGCGGCCUGGUGCCUCCGGGCGCGGCUGCCGCUGCAGCUCGUCGGGCUAGGGGCGAUGCGCGGCUCCAGCUGGACAUGGAGCUGCAGGCGCAGAUGGCCACGCACAUUUUGGACAGUGCCAAGCGACAGGUGGACGUGAUGGGGGAGGGGCAGGAAGGCCCGCGCAAGAAGUCGCCAAGAUUUCGCUGGGAUCAGUGGCUUCCUCGGACAAUGCUCCGCGCAGUGUUCAGCAAAGAGAAUCUGCGGAUGGCUGCUAGCAGCGUCGCCAAGGUUUUCAGAGGCAACGGAAUCAAAGGCAGCCAUCUUUUCGCUCGCCAAUUGAGAUCGGCUUUGGCGGAGCUUUAUUGCGACAGCCAACGUGUUCAAAUAGAGCGCCAAGUGCUCAGAGCGCCUGGGACAGAACACAAUUGGUUGGUUAUGCAUCUGCAGUGGGACGAAACCAAGUUCACUGUGCAGCUGAACGACGGCAAGCCUCCUUGUGGGCAGCAAGUGAUGACACAGCACGGCGUGUUGCAUUGGGAAGACGAGGACCUCCGCGUCCACAGCCAAGAGCUUAUCUUCCCACCGUCCGUGCUGGAAUCUGCAACCGCCGACUGCAUGCUCGGAGGCCUCGCGCGGGCGUUGCGCGUGGAUAUGGAUGAGCUCUGGCCGUCGGCGCUGCUGGCGUGCUUGUCCCCGAGCGUCGAUUCUGUGGCCGCAAACGGGCUGGUGUGCAAAUAUUUGCUGCAGACGUUGCCCUGGUGGGUCCUCCUGUUGCCUUCUUUUUGUUUGCAGCAUCAAACCGCAAUAUGUUUGCAGUCGGUCGGGGACAUGACGGGGGUCGUCGGCGGCAUGUUUUCCACUGUCAGACACUUGCAAACAGGGGUCAACUUGCGGGCCCUCGAGACAGCUCUGCGGCAAAUCCUGUCGGACGAGGAGGCUGGUCUGGAGGUGCGGCGGGGCGCGCCGAAUCCAGCGGGCAGGGGGAAGCUCGACGCGCUGCUCGGGUAUUGCGACCGCCAGAUGGAUGAGGACGUGGAGGACGAGGAGGUGACAGCGGCGCGCGGCCAACGUAGAGGCCUCACCAAGCCAGAGGUCGACUUGAUCAAGGAGAUGUUCACCGGCGACAUGUCUCAAGAGAGGCCUGUGCACCAUUGCAGGGGCCGCGACUGCUGCGCGAACAGGCAGGAGUCUGUCGACAGAGCGGUGGCGGCGGUGAUGGUUCCUUUGCGCAGGCGUUUGGCAGUGCCCGCGUUGAACCGCUGGAACACUGUGCAUCCCACCGCGUGCGUCAUGCUGCUGUUGAUCUCCUUGCAUGGAUUGCUGCCGUGUGCGCUCGAGAAGACGUGCGGCGCUGCUGCGCGCGCCAUGCGGCGGGAAGAUGGCGGCCUCGAGAGCGGCAGCGGCGCAGCGGGCCUGGGGGAUUUCAGGCGUGAACAGCGUGUUCGCACCGUCAAGAUGAUGAGGUUUCUCUCCGAUCUACUUGCGCGGCAACGGCUGGUCCUGUGGGUGGCCGUGGCCGCCGUGGGGGUGCGAUUUCAUUACGCAUGUUUCAAACGUGGGUCUUUGCAUGGCUGGCUCGACCCCAAGGGGUCUGCGCUGUCGUCAUUCUGCAAGAGCGUCGUCUUUGACACGCUCGCUCAGCUGAGCUCAGCCUUUGACCCCGCUGCAGCUGGACAUUACGAUUUGUGGAGAUUGCCGCUUGCCCUGCACGGCCCCCUCGCGUCCUGGCCCGGCGAGGUCCUCCGCGAAGCAGACGCCAUCGUCCACGUAUUCACUGGGUCCUUUUAUCGUCGUUUCGACAUUCGUUUGAGCGGUUACCCAUGGAGGCUCAUGCGGCUCGUGGACGCCUCCCUGGACAUGGGGGCCCGCCGCGCAGAAGGCGAAGAACUCUUUCGGGCAAACGAGUGUUGCCUGGACUCGGGGUUCUCCUUGAGGCUGAGGAAGAUGUGCACCACGGGCGUUGACGACCUUUUCCUGCCAGAGGUGCAGCGCUUUCUCUCCGCGUGCUUUAGGGCCCACCUCCAGACGAUGAACAACAGACCUCCGAACGCCGCGACGCUCUCCGCCAAGCACGUGAUCUCCGAGGUUGUUCGCUGUCACGAAGAGGGGCGGAGAAUGCGCCGCGGGCGCGACUUGCGCACCAAGCGGGGCCGACUCCUGCAGAAGAGCGGCCACUCGAAACCGAUCUGGGCCCAAGGCAAAGGAGGCAACCAGCGGCGCAAGAGGUUGGGCCAUUAUAUGUUUUACCACCGUCGCGUGGCUGAUCUGCGAGAUUCGCAGCCGCGGGCGCCAUGGGCAGACCCGAGGGAGUACGAGCGGCGUCUGUAUCUACAGGCGGCCGCGGACUGGCGGGCUGCAUCCGAGGCCGAGAGGCGAAGCUGGAGAGAGGCGGCUCGGCGCGCGAACAAGGCUGAGAGGAUGAAGCCAGACCCGCUGCACGAGUAUUUGCGCAUCUGUCGCGACCACGUUGACCAGUCGGACGAAGCUGCUUGGCCUUGGGGUCUCGGCUCAGACGUGUUCCCCUUGUCCGAGGACCUUGUCUCCGCAGCCGUGCAAGCACAUGUCGAUGCGAAGCUGAAGAGGGGAUCCUUCGUGGAAGCCACGGCCGUGUCGUUUGACGAAAUGUACAAUGCUGCUGUGGCGCCUCCAGGACUCAUUCGCUGCGGCCUCCCAACUGAGCGGCCUUGCUGCACGCGCGCGGCAGAAUGCCUUGGCGGCGUCGCCGACUUGCGGGGGGAGUACCAAGGCGUAGUGGAAGAUUUGCGGUUGUUGGUGGCCCCUGCGAGGUGCAAGACUGUCGGGAAGAUGCUGGCCCCCCAAGUUUCAGGGCCUGGAGGCUGUGUGAUGAUUCGCAACUUCUCGCACUUGAAAAGUCCUAUUUUCACGGGGGAGUUCUGCGAGUGCGACGCGGUGGGGCAGCCAUGCGGGCUCGGCGCGGCGCCCCCCGAGGUGCCAUUCUCUCUGCGCCGGUGUUGGGUGGAGAGGAAGGGCCGCAGAGUGUUGAAGAUGAUGACUGAGAUCGACGUCGCCCUCCACAUCUUACGCGUGUGCGGGCGCGACCGGGCUGAGCUGCGCUGGGUCGAACUUCUUGCGCGCCCGCGCAUGGGUUGCUCAGAGCUGCAGCAUUCGGUCGAUUGGGCGGAGGAGCGGGACUUACACGAGGCACGCCUCCACGAGAAGGACGUUGACCUGGCGACGGGCUGGUUCCAGGCGUUCGCCGACUCCCGCCCUGGCGGGGCUUCCGCCGACGGGGGGGGCAGCGGCGCGCGUGGCGGGGAUGAGGAGCCUGACUACGCGAAGGAUUGGAAGGCCGCUUGGGAGGCCGCCGCCGCCUGGCGGCAGAGAGGUCGCGGGGCGCAGGGUGCAGCAGAAGGCGCGCCAGCGGAGGCGCCUCCCGCAGCAGCGCCGGACGCCGCUCUGGCGCACGGGCCGCUGGGCGGCCACGCUGCGGCGGCGGCGCCGCCGCCGCCCCCCGCGGGCGCGCCGAGGCGCCCGCGCGUCGCCCGAUACCCGCAGCUCCCACAUCCCGCUGGGGCUGGCCGUCCUCACUACAUUCGCCUUGUCGAGAACGAGGCCCUCGCCGUCUACGACAUGCGCGCCGUCUGUGGCCUCCAUCCAGGCUGUUCAUGGAACCAGCAAUCGAGGGUCAGACCAUUGGCCGCUUUGUGGUGGUGGUUGGGGGAGGCCCCUGGAUGCGGGAGCAAGGCAGACCAUAAACAAAAGGUGCCCACGCCAGCGCAGAUCGCCGCUGCUCGCGCGGUCCUCGAGGGCAUGCCCGAGAGCCAGCUUUGGAGGGACUCGGAGGAGAGCGCCUCGCUGCCCGCCGCCGCGCCCGCCCCCUCGCUCCCCGCGAUGUCCCGCGCGGAGACGGUGAAGGCAUCGCCUUCCGACACCGACGGGGAGACGGAGAAAGCGCCGUCUCUGGCCUCGGGGUUGCGGCGGGGCCGCAUGCUGCACGGCCUCGAGGUCGCCUUCGCGGUGGUUGGCCAGUGGGCUGGCUAUCUGGUGAAACCUUUCAACAAGAAGGAUGGUUCCAGCUUCACGCGCGGUCUCUGCGCCCACGAGAGCACGGACCCGAGCCCGUAUCCCCAGGCGAGUAACGAGGACGAGUUCGGCGGAUACUGGCCGUGGAAGUACCGCACCGACCAUGGCAGCAUGAUCCGCCAGGCCACGGGCUAUUUGUGCCUGGUUUGCAAGGCCCUGUUGCGCAAGAAGGCGGUGCUCUUGGACCCCCACUUGCCUGGCGGCGAGAAGAAGCCGCUGAAGGAGUACAUCAAGUGGGUGCGCCAGGAUGCGGGCCGGGCGCAGACCGUGCGGCUCAAGGUGGAUGCGUGCGUCCAGAGCCAGGCGGGGAAGGACCCAGAGAAGCGCCGCCGCAUGUCCAGGCAGGCCGCGGGAGACAUCCAGCAGGCUCGCCAGGUAUCUUCCGUCAAGGUCUCCGGGCGUCGCCUGUCUGCGAACUGGCAUCAAGCCUGCCCCGUGAGCAAGUGGCACGAGGCUUUCCCUGAGACGCCGCUGCCCACGGACCCGAAUUGUCGCGGCGAGGAGCUCAUCGACGGCGCCUGGCAGGAGGUUGUAUAUGUCAUGAAGGACGGCGCGAAGAAGUUCUUGUACGACAUCGCGGACUACGACGAUCGCAAGGUGGAGGACAGGACGGUGCUGGCGACUGUGGCCGAGUCAGACGACGACGCGGACGCGGCUGAGGUUGCGGCUGCUGCCGAGGCCGCCGUGGCCCCAAUUGCAGCCCUGCGGCGCGCCACGCAGUGCGCGGAGAUCGGUGCAGCAGAGAGCGCGCCGUCGGAGGGGCACCAGUCCGACUCUCCCGCGAGCGACGAGGACGCCGAAGAGACGGAUCUCGUGGCCGCGGCGCUGUCGGGCCCGCGGGGCACGGCCCGCGCCGCCAAGCCCGCGCCCAAGGCUGCGACCAAGCCGCAGGCCAGACCACCAGCCCAGACGACCGGGAGGGCCACGUCCGGGCGCCCCGCCCAGACAGCCGAGAGGCCUGCCGCCAAAGGGGCUGCCACGCCCGCAGCCGCUGCCCCUUCGAAGUGCGCCGCGCCCUCGGCGCAGGCGCCGCCGCAGAGGUCAGCCGCCCGCGCCCCUGCUCAGACGGCCGCGCCCUCGGCGCAGCCAGCCGACGGCAGCGGCGCCAGUCCGCCCUUGGCGACCCCGCAGCGCUCGGGCCGGAGCCAGCCAGGGAAGAAGCGUGGCAGCGGCGGUUCGUGGGCCGCGCCCCUGCUCGCCCAGCCGCCCGACGACUCCGACGAGGGCGGCGGGCAGCCGGACGAGCCAGCACCUCUCGAGGACGGCUCCGCGUCGAAGAAGAGGGGGCGGAAGGCCCUCGAAUUCAGCCUCACAGCGGCCGGCAGGAAACUCAAGGGCGAGGCCGACACGCUCUUCAACACGUUCCGGGAGUGUUACAAAUUGCUCGACUUCAGCGGAGAUGUGGACCUGUCCACGAAGGAGGGGAGAGCCCACUUCAAGGCCACGGCUUUUGAGCAGGCGGCAGCCGCAGAGAGCGCCAUCCACACGGCCAAGAAGGCAGCGGCCAAGAUGGGGAAGAUCCCGGAUGACGGCGCGCAGGCGCUGCAGAUCAACAAGGCGUGGCUGGCGCGCUCAGAGGAGGCGCUGGCCGCGGCAGUGCGGGUCGUCAAGGCUGCUGUGAGCGAGAAGCCAGGGAACACCGAGACUCUCCUGAAAGACACCGAGAUCGCCGCGGCGGAGGACAUCGCGUUCGGCGUGGCGUACCACAUGCGGUUCAGGAGCUGGAAGGCAGACGAGGCCAUCAAGCGCUGCGAUUGGUUACAGCUGAUGUCCCUGUUGGAAAGCGGUGCCGCAGAUGGCGCGCCCUCGGCAGAUCUCGCGACGACGACCCUCGAGCGAGUCGGCACGGGCCUGAUUUCGGCCGUCGCGAAGUCGGACGCCAAGAAGGGGGGCGGAUCGUUUGCUGCCGUGGUUGCCUUCGCUGGCGCCGCGCGGGAUGCUCUCCAGCGGGCCCCCGCCGACCCUGCGCGGCCAGUGUGGGAGGAGGAGCUGAAGGGUCAAAUCCAAGUUCUCUGGGCAGUGUCGCGCGCGAGCACUGCCCCGCUGACUGAGGUGGAGGAGGCGCUGGAGGCGCUCCCGCAGCUGGAGGGGGCCUUGGGCGUCGCUUUGAACACGAGCCCGGGCGGCAAAGUCCUCGUUGGUUGGGCGGAGUCGGCCAUGAAGAAGCGGUCCCACGAGGAGGCUGCUCUCCAGUGCGCCCAGGCAGCCCGGGAGCUCUCCGCGCAGGUGUCGCGCGCCUGCAAGAAGCAGAAGGAGGCCGCGUCCAAGGCGGGCGCGCUGCAGGAGGCCGACCGGCACCAACUCGCCAGGGAAGGCACGGCGUUCGAGGACGUGGUCUUCGGGUUGCUCUUGCGCUCGCCCCGCGAGGAGGAGCUCCUGACUGCCGCGUGCGUCGAGCGGCUGGAGUUGGAGCACGGCUGGUCGACCGUCGAGGAGUGGGCGCCUGAUGGCAUCAAGGGCCCCCACGAGACCGCCUUCGGGGCAUUGAAGAAGAUCGCCGACAUCGCCGCGUGCAGCCGUCUCGACGUACCUGGGAUGAAGCAGCCAGUGAAGACAGCCAAUCGGUUGUGCGACCUCUUGAAGGAGAGCCCCGAGGCGUUGUUGAAGGUCUCUGGCGUGACAGUGUCUGCGGAAGACAACGUAGAGGGGCUGCAGUCGCUGUUCUCCCUCGCGCUGGGCACGGCGGCGCGCGUGCGCAGGGCCUUGGGCCACGGCGUUCUGGCCAGAGCCAAGGGCGCAGCAGAACAGUCUCUGAAGCGCGUGGACUCGGCGGCGUGGCAACGGAAGGAAUUGCAGGCCUUCUUGAAUAUCUCCAAGCUGCUGAGCGCGGAGCCGCCCGAGGACACCUGGAAGGAAGCGGACAUGUGGCUGUGCAGCGUCGCGGCCGUCGCCGACGCCAAGGAGCUUGCCGAGCAGGCCGGGGGCGAGCUGAACCUGGAGCUGUGGGAGAACGCGAGCGACGCCGUGCGCCAGCUCGGGGACAUCGGGGACAUGGUGCAGCCGGAGCGCGCCUUCCAGACGGUCAUCGCGAAGACUUUCGACGCUUCUCUGGAAGAUGUGGAGGCAGCAGUGGGGGCCAGCAAGGAGCUGCACGCGCAGGCCGUGCCAUGGCUGGAGAAAGUCGCGCAGGAGCGGGCUGAACGCUCCGUCAAGCGGUUCGACGCCGAGCCAGCCGUGCGCGCCGCGAAGGAGCUUCUUGAGAGGAGCCCCAUCCCCGAGACGCUGCAGGAAGCGGCCGAGUUCUUAAAGGUUGUCGGUGGCACCGUGGACAUGCCGGAGACCUUCGGCGGCAAGGGUGGGAAGAUGGUUGAUGCUGUCAACAAGGUGAUCGGUGGCUUCUCUCUCAUAAAGGAGGUGUACCGCGACCCCCAUCUUGAGUCGCAGGUGGACUCCAUGACGUCACAGUUGCGACAGCGGCUCUUCCUGGUCGCCUGGUGCGCGAACGUGACGUCGUCGAUUUGGGAGGCGAAAGGCCAGUCGAGGAUUCUGACCCAGCAGAAGCAGAAGGUCCGCGAUGCCAUGAAGAACCUCAUCAGCGUCGCAGAGGAGUCUGACAAGACGAAGGAGGAGUUUCCCGCGCUCGAGGGCCGCCUGAUCCCCGAGAUCCCUCUGAACGCGGGGAAGGCGAUCCUCGCCGGCCGCGCAGUGAGCGGGGAGAGCGAGGCGGAGGGCGCCAGCGGUGCAGCAGACAGCGCGCCUGGGAGCGGGGCCGGCGGCACUGACCAGAAAGGGUGCGCCCGGGCUGCGCCCGGGGCCGCCAAGAGGGCCAGGGUGGGCGACGCGGCGUCGUUUCCAAAGGCGACGCCGCAUUCCCCAGCGGUUCUGGCGGCGAAGAGAGCCAGCAUUGGCGGCGCCCCUGUGUGCAAGUCCGCGCGCAAGGCCGCGUAG
Prorocentrum cordatum is the source of this 7919-nucleotide messenger RNA. The record is from the annotation of a GenBank genome assembly. Lineage: Eukaryota; Dinophyceae; Prorocentrales; Prorocentraceae.